CUCCGUAAGUUUGAAAUUUUUAGGUUUUACAAGUGAUGCAUGGUAGUGAUAAACCUAAUUUAUCUGGAAAUAUUUCUGUACAAUCGUCAGAAUGGUUGUUGAUAAAAGUGAGCAAGGUGAAAGAUGGGCUGACGUUGAAAGAAUAUUGAACAGAAACGGACCAAUGGCUCACCCAGACUUUGAGCCUGGUCCUGACGUUUUCCAGUUUGUGAAAGAAGUUAUAAAAAUUCUUGUAAUUGGUGCUGGUGGCUUGGGGUGUGAAUUACUUAAAGAUUUGGCACUUUGUGGUUUUCAAAAUAUUGAUGUCAUUGAUAUGGACACAAUUGACCUUUCUAAUCUCAACAGACAGUUCCUAUUUAGAACAAAGGAUAUUGGUCAAUCAAAAGCAAAAGUGGCAGCUGAGUUUUUAAACAACCGUAUUGAGGGAUGUCAGGUUACACCACAUUUCUGUAAAAUACAAGACAAAGAUGAUGAUUUUUAUAAAGGUUUUCAUAUUAUUGUGUGUGGUCUGGAUUCUGUAGUUGCUAGAAGGUGGAUAAAUGGAAUGUUGGUUAGUUUACUGGACUAUGAUGAUGAUGGUAAUGUUGACCACAGUACAAUAAUACCUAUGGUGGAUGGUGGAACUGAAGCAUUCAAGGGCAAUGCAAGAGUUGUCAUCCCUGGUGUCACAGCUUGCAUUGAAUGCACUUUGGAUCUCUUUCCACCCCAGAUAAACUAUCCCAUGUGUACAAUUGCUUCCACACCAAGACUGCCUGAACAUUGUGUUGAGUAUGCAAAAGUUCUUCAGUGGUCAGAAGAAAAACCAUUUGGAGAUAAUACUCCAGUUGAUGGUGACAAUCCCCAACAUGUUCAUUGGAUUUAUGAGCAAGCCCUAAAGCGGUCUGAAGACUAUAAUAUCAGGGGAGUCACUUACAGACUGACACAAGGUGUUAUCAAACAUAUAAUUCCUGCUGUUGCAUCAACAAAUGCAGUUAUUGCUGCUACAUGUGCAUUGGAAGUUUUCAAAUUAGCAACCAAUUGCUGCAAGCCUCUUAAUAAUUAUAUGGUUUUCAAUGAUUCUGAUGGAUUGUACACUUAUACAUUUGAAGCAGAGAAAAAGGAAGACUGUUCUGCAUGUGGUCGAAUACCUCAACGUCUGAAAUUCUCUCAGGAUGAUACACUACAAAAUCUUAUAGAUUACCUCAUAGAAAGUCAAUUAUUUCAAAUGAAAGCACCAGGUAUUACUACAUCCAUAAAUGGAAAAAAUAAGACAUUAUACAUGAAGAGCGUUCCAUCAAUUGAAGCAAUGACUAGACCUAACUUAGAAAAGAAACUCCAAGAACUUGGUAUAACAGAUGGUCAUGAAAUUGCUGUGGCUGAUUCUACCUCACCCAAACCAAUCAUAUUCCGAAUUUCCUUUGAAUGAAACAUUGUUCAUUGGUCUAAUA
Dendronephthya gigantea is the source of this 1427-nucleotide messenger RNA. RefSeq names its product NEDD8-activating enzyme E1 catalytic subunit-like. The transcript is spliced from 18 exons. Gene Ontology annotation, biological process: protein neddylation. Gene Ontology annotation, cellular component: cytoplasm; nucleus. The coding region runs from base 92 to 1405 and encodes 437 amino acids. NCBI's taxonomy places the organism in Eukaryota, Metazoa, Cnidaria, Anthozoa, Malacalcyonacea, Nephtheidae. The record is from RefSeq and is a predicted model, not a curated record. Gene Ontology annotation, molecular function: NEDD8 activating enzyme activity.